This is a messenger RNA of Candida tropicalis MYA-3404, 4146 nucleotides long. RefSeq names its product Rho family guanine nucleotide exchange factor (gene ROM2). The record is from RefSeq and is a predicted model, not a curated record. Gene Ontology annotation, molecular function: guanyl-nucleotide exchange factor activity. NCBI's taxonomy places the organism in Eukaryota, Fungi, Ascomycota, Pichiomycetes, Serinales, Debaryomycetaceae. The transcript has a single exon. Gene Ontology annotation, biological process: intracellular signal transduction. Bases 1 to 4146 code for a protein of 1381 amino acids.
AUGUCGUCUUCUGCUAAUAUUCCUCCCUAUAAUGCAAGGAAUAAUAAUACCAAUGGCAACAAUUUUAACCAUAUGAAUCAUCAACAACAUUCUGCCGUGCCCCAACAAAAUCAUCAAGCUAUGAAUGUUCCUGAGCAUUUAUUGCCACAAGCUUUUAUGAAUCAGCAGCAACAACAGCAGCAACAGCAACCAUCACCGCAACAACACUAUUCACAACCACAUCUUAAUCAACACCCUCAACAAUACAGUUUUCCUUCUCAAUCGAGACCUCACCCUCCGCAACAGCAACAUUACCCCAACGCACAACAAAGAUCUCAAUCUUUUACAAGUUAUUCAGCAAACCCAUUGGGCUCUCAAAAGACAAUGGAUCCAGGGUCCCCUUCUCUUGCUAACCCAAUUCAAUUCCAAGGAAUUAGUGGUUCAAGUUCAACAGAACAACAAUAUCCACUGUCUCCAAAAAGGGCAUUCAGUCAACCAGCAGUGAUGACCUCUCCCCAGAGCGGACUCCAACAACCGUAUGUGGCUCAAAGACAAAAUGAUUUAGCUGGAUUAAAUCAGGGUCAAUAUCCGUCUAAGAAUAGAUCAGCUUCUUCUUUGACGUAUGACAGAAGUUAUUCACACCAUCAACAAGGACCUCCUCAGCAAUCAUCACAACAACAUCCACAACCACCCUACCCGAUUAACAAUGGAUUGAAUGGACCACCGCAAUCACAUUCUUUGGACCCACAACAACCACAAGCUCCAUACCCUCAACAACGCCGUCAACUUCGUAAGGCACCUUCAAGUAAUUUACCACCAAUUCAAAAUGACCAGGUAUACAACAGCCCAGAUGCAAGAAGAAUUGUGUCAACCCCAAAUCAUCAACAAAAUUUCCCAACGCCGGUUCCUCUUGAAGCACGAACUCAAUCAUUGACUUCAAUGUCAUUCAAAAAUCAACAACAGCAACAACAACAACAACAAGAUCAACUAACACAACCACCAAACUUUGAUCUGCCUGUAAGAGAGCCUAGCAGCAGAAGUGCUUCAAGUAGUUCGCUUCAUCAUACUUUUUCGUUAGGUUCAAAAUCUCGUUCAUUCACUUCCAUUAGUAAAUUGUCCUCAUUGUCAACAAAAAAGUUUGGAUCAACAUCAUCAGUUAAUACCAACAAAUUAGACCGUCACCAAACUAGUAGUACAAUUAAAACAUAUGGCUCUAAUCAUCCUCAUGGUCAUCAUCAUCACCAUCACCCUCCUAAACCUUCUGUUUAUCCAGCUAUUUUAUCUGAAGUGGCCAAGCUUUUCAAAGAAGCAAUCAUUUUGACAAUUAACACUAAAGAUGGGUUGGAAUAUCAUGAUACAUUUACAGGGAAAAUGGCUGUUGAUAUUUUGUGUCGUAUUAUUAGAACCAAUGAUCGUAAUUUAGCUUUGUUGUUGGGUAGAUCUUUAGAUGCACAAAAGUUUUUCCACGACGUGACAUAUAACCAUAGAUUAAGAGAUUCAGUUCAUGAAGUUUAUGCAUUCAAUCAUGUGUAUAAUGAUGUUGAUUUUUUCCAUGACGAUGGUAAUGGAACACAGACUAAUGGUAAUAACAGUGCACUCAAUUCCAAACAUGGAUCAUUUGUUGACAGUUCACUGUUGCAAAAUGCUUUGAAUGAUCAUAUUUUACAAGAGCAAUUGCCUUCGCAUAUUAGCAAACCGGCAUUGGAACACAACAAUUCUCAAAGCAAUGGGUCAUUGAGCAGAAUUGCCAGUGGUGUUGGUAUUUCUGGUAAUGGUUCAUCAGCGGUUGUGGCUGGCAAAGAGUUGACUGCAAGUCAACAAACUGGAGUGAAUGGGGUGUUCACUAUUUUGACAGAAUGUUAUUCUCCUACAUGUAGUAGGAAUAGGCUUUGUUAUAGUAUAGCCUGUCCAAGAAGAUUAGAACAACAAGCUAGAUUGAAUUUGAAACCACAAGGUGGAUUACAACGUGCUGUGUCCAGAUUAUCUUUACACGAUCAAGAAGAAAGUGAAACAUUAUGGCACAAGACUGUUCCACAAUCCGUUUUAGACAAGUUAGAUAAACACGAAAAAACUAGACAGGAGUUGAUUUACGAAUUUGUGUAUACAGAAAGAGAUUAUGUGAAAGACUUAGAGUUUAUGACUGAUUUUUAUAUCAUGCCGUUACGAAACCCGGCAAACAAUAUCAUCCCAGAAUAUCAACGGGAAACUUUUAUUCAGACUGUGUUUGGUGGUGUUCCAGAUUUGUUAAGAUUAGCCAAGCGUUUAAGUGAAGCAUUGACUAGAAGACAACAACAACAAAAACCUGUAGUGGAAACCAUUGGUGAUGUGUUUUUGGAUUAUGUUGGAGAUUUUGAUCCAUUUAUCACAUAUUCUGGUAAUAAAGUUUUUGCGACAUUUGAACAUGAAAGACAACAACAAGUUAACAUGAAAUAUGCCAGGUUUUUAGAUGCAAUUGAAAAGAAACCUGAAUCUAGAAGACAAGAUUUGUCAUCGUUUUUGAUUAAAGGUGUCCAAAGACCUGCUAGAUACCAAUUGUUACUUUCAGGUAUUCUUAAACAUACUAAACCAGAAUCCCCAGAUUACAAGUAUUUGACUAAAGCUAAAGAGGAAAUUGAGAAAUUGUUGGUCAAGAUUAAUAUCCAAACUGGUGAAUGUACCGAUAGACAUAAAGUUAUGGUUUUGCAUAGAUUAUUGGGUAAACAAACUUUGGAGAAUAGAUUUAAUUUCAAGUUAUCUUACAACAAUAGAAUUAUUUAUCAAGUUACAUUGAACAGGAAAAGAGAUAAUGAAAAGAUUGAUUUAUAUUUGUUUGAACAUGCAUUGUUGUUGGUUAAACAUAAGAUUCAGAACAAACGUGAACAACACAAGGUUUUUGAGAAACCAAUGUAUUUGCCAUUGUUGUUUGUGAACAGUGGUAUGGAAGUGCCUACUAGUAGAACCAUUAUGCCAUAUAGAAACAAUAUGUCAUUAGUUUCCGAUACAAGUAUCAAACCACAAAAACCCGAAAGUACCAACUAUAUUGGUAAUACAUUGAAUUCUUCAUCUAAUUCCAAAUUCCAAUUGAAUUUCUUUGGUUUGGGUAGCAAUCAAGUACAUGCAUCAUUAUUUGCUGAAGAUUUGGCUAUUCAAAACCAAGUAUUGCUGCAAAUUUCUGCUCAACAAAAGAAAUUGAUUGAAACCAAUGAUAUUUUUUCAUUGAGUAAAUUUGAAACCCGAAGAUUUACUGGUAACAACAAGAUCAAUUGUGCUGUUCCAUGUUAUGGUGGUAAGAAAUUGUUGUAUGGUACUGAUUCUGGUGUCUGGGUCAGUACAGUUCGUUCAAUUAGUGCUACAUCAAAUGAAAAGAUUUGUAGUGAUCCAACAAUGGUUAUUUCCAAAACUUAUGUAAGUCAGAUUGAAGUCAUUGUUGAAUAUUCCAAAUUGUUGGUUUUAACAGAUAAAUAUUUAUAUGAAUAUGAUUUAUCAUGUACAGAUUCCUUAGAUCAUGUUAAAAAUACCAAAUCAGGAAAAUUACUCAUGACUCACAUUUCUUUUUUCAAAGUUGGUGUAUGUGACGGGAAAUUAUUGGUUAUUGGUGCCAAAACAGGAAGUCAACAUUCUAUUUGUAUUCUUGAACCAACCAAUCCAUUUGAUAAGAGUAAUAAAAAUAAAAACAAAAAGACUGAAAUCCAAGAAGUUUAUUUCAGUUCGGAUCCAAUUUCUAUUUCAUUUUUGAAAACCAAGUUGUGUGUUGGAUGUGCUAAAGGAUUUGAAAUUUUGUCAGCACAAACAGGUACCAAAGAAUCUAUUUUGGAUGAAGCAGAUCCAUCGUUAGAUUUUGCUACUCAAAGAGAAACUGUGACACCAUUGGCUAUUCAUAGAUUGGGACGUGAUUUCUUGUUGUGUUAUUCUGAAUUUGUAUUUUUAAUUAACAGAAAUGGAUGGAGAACCAAUCAUGAUUGGGGUAUUUUCUGGGAAGGUAAUCCACAAAAUGUUGCCAUAUUUUUCCCAUAUUUACUUAGUUUUGAUGAAAGUUUUAUUGAAAUUAGAGAUUUACACACUACUAAUUUAUUGAGAGCUUUGGCUGGGGAAAAUAUCAGAUUUUUACAUUCAAAUGAACAUGCGGCUAUGUUUGCUUGUGAAGAAAAAGGGUAUGAUAUUAUAAUCUCUAUAGAUUUCUUAAAAUAG